Molecule: messenger RNA, 1495 nt
Organism: Callithrix jacchus (white-tufted-ear marmoset)
Lineage: Eukaryota; Metazoa; Chordata; Mammalia; Primates; Cebidae
Gene: TEX13A
Product: testis expressed 13A
Molecular function (GO): mRNA binding
Source: RefSeq, a predicted model, not a curated record
CAAAAGCCUCCACAUUGGCUCCGAGGUUUCCUUUCUCCGGAGCCUCAGACCCUCUCUCUCUUCCGGAUUGUUAAAAUAGCAGGGUUGGCCUGUACUUCAUCUGGCCCCAGCCAAAGAGAGCCAGUGAAACCGUUAAGCCGCUAGACGACCAUGGCCUUGAGACCUGAGGACACCAGUAGUGGGUUUCGGCAUGGCAGCGUAGUGGCAUUCAUCAACGAAAAGAUGGCCAGGCACACGAAAGGCCCCGAGUUCUACCUCGAGAAUAUAUCCUUAUCCUGGGAGAAGGUGGAAGACAAGCUCAGGGCCAUCCUGGAGAACAGCGAGGUGCACAGCGAGGUCAAAGAGGCCUGCACUUGGGGCACCCUGGCCUUGGCAGUGCGCUUUGCCCACAGGCAGGCACAGUUACAAGGGCACAAGGUGCAGUGGCUACACAGUUUUGCCAAACAGCGCAAAUCAGCCACACAGGACUUGGUGUCAGACCUGAAGAAGCUCAGGGCGCAGGAGGAGAAAGAAUGCAAGGAGGUGGCCUCCCAGCUAAGAAUGGCCCAAUCCAGGCUCCUGGAGGUGCAGAAAGAGCAAGACAUGCUGAUUCAGAAGCUCCUCCAUGCAGGCCUGGCAUCUCCCCAUGAGUGGGAGCAGGUGGCAGGGGGGCCAGGCCUGGCCACUGCCAGAGGGGUGUGCACUGAAGGAGCAGGUGAGGAAGAAGAAGAGGUGGUGGUGGCUGCUGCUGAUGCCUCUGGAGGAAAAGGAAAAGAAGAAAAGCAGAGGGAUGUGGAGGCUGUGACUGCCCCUGUGGAGGCUAGGUCCCCCCCUAUGGAGGCUAUGGCUGCUCCCAUGGAGGCUGGGGCUCCCCCUGUGGAGGUUGAGGCUACUUCUGUGGAGGUUGGGGCUUCCCCUGUGGAGGUUGGGGCUUCCCCCGUGGAGGCUGGGGCUUCCCCCAUGGAGACCACACAGGAGCUAGAGAGAAUCAUCCUGCAGCUCCUUGGAGAUGAUGAGCAGGAAAGUUACACCUGCUGGGGGAAGACUGAGGGAAAUCUUAGGUCCAGUGAAACAGCCACGUCUUAUUUCUCUGAAACCAUGAAGCCCAGUUCCACAGCCUUAACAGAACCUCUUACUGUCCAGCUCCCUGCCUCAUUCACAUACUCAUACUCAAGCCCUUUGUCCACCUCCUCCUCAGCCAUAUCCACUAUAUCCCCUCCAUCAGUAACAGCACCUGUUCCACCUCAGAUGCCUAAGUGGGGGCCCUUUGAUUUUAGCCUGUGGUCUGAUGUGGGGGGCUACAGCCUAGACCCACAAGAGCACCCACAAGACAAGAAAGACUCCGAACUCCAUCAGCAAAGACGACUUCCAGUAUAUCGCAGGCCUGGGGACUGGGACUGCCCUUGGUGUAAAGCUGUGAAUUUUUCACGGAGGGAUACUUGCUUCAACUGUGGGAGGGGAAUCUGGCUGCAAAAUCCCCAGUGAGUGCAGAAAUGCAAAAUAGAACCGAAGCAUG